GCGCUCGGACGAGAAAAAGGAUGUAAGUAAGUGAGUUAUGUCUCGUCGUAAAGUGCCAUUAUUUUCGGGUUAAUCACUCCGUCGAAGAAGUGGUCGGUUCUUCGCUUUUCCUGCUGCUAGGCCUGGCCUUCUGGUUAUUGUGAUUUGUGCUCGCGAAGUAGAAUGACUGCGCCUGCAGCUGGCGAGCUACAUUCAACGUGGUUAGUGCUCUUUGUGGUGCUUUGUGUACGGUGCGCUUAUGUGCAAUUUUCGGCAAAUUAGGCGCGCUUGCAUCGUGCGAAAUUUUUCUUUUUAUCUUCGCGCGUCAAGUUUCAAAGAUCAAACGGCAGAUCAUUAAACAUGAAAAUAAACAUAUCGACCAUAAACGACGUUAUAAACGACUCCUUGUCAUUAGACAGUAAUGUCUUAAAUACCGCAUUAAGAUUACAAUAUGAAGCGAACUGGACGGAUGCCCAGCGCUCUCUUUCCUCAGUCAGCUCGAGCAGCAACAACUCAUCGACCAAUUUGUACAUCAGCGACGACGUUCACAGCUACGACAUGUGGCCGAAAUCGAACUCGCCUCGCGCGUCCAAAUCCGUACGAUUUUGCGAAAACGAUUUCGACCACACCGUCAACAGUAAAAAAGUGACCCACGUGCCGGUGCACGAGUGGGUGGGCGACGGCAGGGCGGCCGUCAAGUUCGAAACGGCCAACUUCAAACGUACAAUCAGCGCGAACCAUUUGAAUGGUUUUUCGAGCGAAACCAACGAAGAGCCCAGGUCCGAGUUGAACUCCCCGAAGAAGUUGCGACAGAGAAUUCCCCCAAAAAACAUUCCUAACAAUUCGAUUAGUGGUAGUAGUGAUGAGGACGAGGACGCUUACGGGAACGGUGACAGUGUGAGGGUGCGACGACAAGAGCGAAACGGUGAUUUUCUAAUACCGCGGCCGAAACUUUUAGUUCCUGUGCAUAGUUAUUCGACGCGGCGGAGGAGGACAGGCAACUUGUUUAACGCGAAAGUUUCGGAUUGCUCCGAUGAUGACGAGAAUGAGGACGUAAGCAACGACGGUGAGUUGUUCUUCCAAUUGUAUGUGCAGCAUUUUGUCUUGAAAGAGAGUUGA
Molecule: messenger RNA, 1098 nt
Organism: Photinus pyralis (common eastern firefly)
Lineage: Eukaryota; Metazoa; Arthropoda; Insecta; Coleoptera; Lampyridae
Exons: 3
Coding region: 340-1098 (252 amino acids)
Source: RefSeq, a predicted model, not a curated record